AUGGGAAUAGAAGAAAAUCAAAAGCAAAAAUGGUUUAGAUAUUGGAAAAAUGAGAACUCUCCAAAGGUCACUUAUAAAUGGUCUAUUCCUAUUGCAUCGAAUGUUCAACCGAAUUCUUUGGACUCUUCUACUCUAGAAAAUUCAGAUGGCAUCGUAAUGGAAUAA
Molecule: messenger RNA, 165 nt
Organism: Cetraspora pellucida
Lineage: Eukaryota; Fungi; Glomeromycota; Glomeromycetes; Diversisporales; Gigasporaceae
Source: the annotation of a GenBank genome assembly